CACCAAGCACCUGUAUUGUACGCGUAUGGAAACCAUUUGGUCUGAGCAGAGGAUAGUUUGCUUUGACGUUGGGGAUACACAGGUGUUGGGUGCGACUUUGUCUUCUGUUCCAUUUCCGGCGUUGCCAGGGGGACGAAAGUAAACAAAACUCUUUAAAAUGCCAAUGGCAUUCGUGUUGAGCAGAACGAUGUAAACACCGAUUAAUAAGUGCAUCAAAAACUGGAGUCUACAUUCUGUUAAAAAUGGCAGACGCCCUGGACAGUGUUGCGUACUCGGACUUCAACCACAGGCGGAUUCACAGCAAUGCAGGCAAACUAUGUAGAGGAUUUAGAUUUAAAACAAAAAUAUCUUCGAUUCCCUCAAAAUACCAGACAGUGGUCACCUGCAACACAGAAAGGAAAGGGUUCACUUCUCAAACUAAAAGAUUCCUCUAUGAAACCAACCAGAAUGAAAAUCCAGGCCCGGGGUCUUAUGACUUUACCCACAGACCAGCUGAGAUCACCAGCACCUCUUUUUCAAGGAAAGGAACUUCCAGCUUUGCAUCCAAGGCUGCCAGACAACCUCAAAAUGCCAUCCAAAAAACUCCAGCAUCCAAUGCUUACAGAAUUAAGUCUUCGCUGAUGUCCCAGAAGAACAGUUAUGGCAAUUCCAGCAUGUUUAAGAAGCCAAUUGCAGUUAAUGUUGAGAAACUGAAGAAGAGCACUCCAGCACCCAACCAAUAUGAUGUAUCCAAAGGCAACGUUGGAAUGAAUAACAGUGUCGCAGCUCAAUCAGCCUUUUUAUCCGAAACCAAAAGAGAACACAUCCCUCGAAGAAACUUGAAAGUGCCCUCCCCAUGCCAUUACAACGUCAACUAUUCCCUCAUUGAAAUAUCGCCAAAAGUUGCAGUUUCUUGCUUCAAGUCAACCACAAUGAGAGGACGAGCUGCUGAUCAAGCACUAAAUCCAGGGCCUGGAGCCUACAAUCCGUAUGAGGUGCCAGAGCCGGUGAAAAAGAUCAUCUUUCCAAAAAGGCAUUAUCUGAGUAUUUCUGCGCCUCCCAUGCAAAUACCCAAGAUGCCUCCUCCUCCUGGACCAGGGCAGUAUGAAAUUGUAGAUUAUUUUGGACCUCCAAAGCAUUACAUGUCGAGUGCAGUGUUUGUGUCCAACACAAGCCGCUGGACAGGAGACACCCAUGGAAAGGGACUGCCUGGGCCAGGUUACUACGAGCCGGAGAAGCCAACAAAACAAUCUUUUCUGUACAACUUCUGUAACAAGUGGGUUCCACCUUGAGAAGAAUUCAGUGCAGUGGAGACGAUUGCAGCAAAAUAACUCACUGAAGAGCUGCUCUCUUACCAGAAGCCUUUCAAUUCCUCAUCAUGUACAUUAAACAAACAAACAAACACACAAGCUUAUAUGUUACUACUAUCCUUAGAGACCUGUAUCCUCUACAAUCCCCGGCAGCAAUGUUUUGUCACAAAUGGUCCCUAAUCAGUUUGCCUAUAUACUGUACUUCAUGAUUCAUGAUAUUUUAUGGCAGGUCCAAAACUACGUUAUUUGGAAGUGCAACCUGUUGCCACCAAGCAACUAGUUGUGGACUGUUUGCAAGCUUUAGUACAACUUGGGUUGAAAAGAGCAGGGCUCUAGUUUAGAGUGAUCAGCUCAAGCAAAUUGUAUGUGCCUAUUUUUUGAUUGACUGUUGAGCAUUGACUGUUAGGUAUUUUUUUAAUUAUUAUUAUUGAGCCGCUAUUUCUCAAUAAAUAACUACAGUUAUCAUAGAUUGUGUUAUUUGGAUAGCAGUGCCAUAGUUAAAAAUGAGUCUAAGGGUAAGUUGUACAACAUGCUAGGUGCAGAGCUAGCAUCAUACAGAGAAUACACUAACUGGGAGCUAUAGGAUAGUUGAGCUGAGUAACAUGUUAUAAUGUAUCUAGUAUAACCCUGUUUGAAUCAAUGAUAAAGCUUCCUUUCUCAAAUGAAGAUAGUUAAUAAAUAGAAUGUGUACAUAGAGUGGAAUAUAUCUUUUGAGUAAAGUUAAUAAAAUAAAUCUAUGAAUUAAGAAAGUUUUCCUGUUUGUGUUGAUUUGGAUUUAUUAUACAUCAUUUCUUUUUUGCAAGGAGGCUUGGUGGUCCAGUGGUUAAAUAAAGGGGGGCUUGUUACCAGGAGGUUCCAGGUUCAAUCCCAGCUCAGACACUGACUCACUGUGUGAUCCUGAGUAAGUCACUUAACCUCUUUAUGUUCCAUCCUUCUGAUGAGACAUAAAAAAACAAGGUCCUAUUGUAAGCAGUUGUGAUGCAUAGUUCACCCCCAAGUCUCUGUAAGUCGCUUUGGGUAAAAGAG
Acipenser ruthenus (sterlet) is the source of this 2315-nucleotide messenger RNA. RefSeq names its product sperm-tail PG-rich repeat containing 1 (gene stpg1). The transcript is spliced from 9 exons. Gene Ontology annotation, molecular function: histone binding; chromatin binding. Bases 243 to 1271 code for a protein of 342 amino acids. NCBI's taxonomy places the organism in Eukaryota, Metazoa, Chordata, Actinopteri, Acipenseriformes, Acipenseridae. Gene Ontology annotation, biological process: epigenetic programing of male pronucleus. Gene Ontology annotation, cellular component: germinal vesicle; female pronucleus; male pronucleus. The record is from RefSeq and is a predicted model, not a curated record.